GCAGGUCCCUCUGCAGCCAUGUCAGUCAAGGCGAUUUUGGAGCAGAUGGGCAAGGAACUCCUUUACAAGUACAUCUGCACUACCUCAGCCAUCCAGAACCAGUUCAAGUAUGGCCAGGUCACCCCAGGCACACACUGGGCCCGCCUGCUGCAGGACCAUCCCUGGCUGCUCAGCCAGAGUGUGGUAGUCGAGCCAGACCAGCUGAUCAAACGUUGUGGAAAGCUUGGACUAGUUGGGGUCAACCUCACUCUGGAUGGGGUCAAGUCCUGGCUGAAGCCAUGGCUGGGGCAGGAGGACAUGGGUGGCAAGGCCAAAGGCUUCCUCAAGAACUUUCUGAUUGAACCUUCGUCCUCUAUCCUGCACCAUCAGGUGGAGGAGUUCUAUGUCUGCAUUUAUACCACUCGAGAAGGCGACUAUAUCCUGUUCCACUAUGGGGGGGGGAUGAAUGUAGGUGAUGUGGACGCCAAAGCCCAGAAGCUGCUUGUUGGCAUGGACAAGAAGCUGAAUCCUGAGGACAUCAAAAAGCACCUGUUGGUCCACGACCCUGAAGACAAGAAAGAAAUUCUGGCCAGUUUUAUCUCUGGCCUUUUCAAUUUCUACAAGUACCUGUACUUCACUUACCUCGAGAUCAACUCCCUUGUAGUGACCACAGAUGGUGUCUACGUCCUUGACUUGGCAGCCAAGGUGGAUGCCACAGCCGACUACAUCUGCAAAGUGAAGCGGGGUGAAAUAGAGUUCUUCGGGUGGGAGGUGUACCCAGAGGAAGCCUACAUGGCAGACUGGGAUGCCAAAAGUGAGUUGAGCCUGAAGCUGACCUUGCUGAACCCCAAGGGGAGGAUCUGGACCAUGGUGGCCAGGGGUGGUGCCUCUGUCAUGUACAGUGAUACCAUCUGUGAUGUAGGGGGUGUCAGCGAGCUGGCAAACUAUGGACAGUACUCGGGUGCCCCCAGCAAGCAACAAACCUAUGACUAUGCCAAGAUGAUCCUUUCCCUUAUGACCCAAGAGAAGAACGCAGAUGGCAAGAUCCUCAUCACUGCAGGCAGCAUUGCAGACUUCACCAAUGUGGCAGUCACAUUCAAGGGCAUUGUAAGAGUGAUUCGAGAUUAUCAAGGCCCCCUGAAGGAGCAUGAGGUCAUGAUCUUUGUCCAAAGAGAUGGCCCCAACUAUCAGGAGGGCUUACAGGUGAUGGGAGAAGUUGGGAGAACCACCGGGAUCCCCAUCCACGUCUUUGGUACAGAGAUUCACAUGACGGCCAUUGUGGGCAUGGCCCUGGGCCACCGGCCAAUCCCCAAUCAGCCACCCACAGUGGCCCACACUGCAAACUUCCUCCUCAAUGCCAGCAGGAGCACAUCGACUCCAGCCCCCAGCAGGACAGUGUCUUUUUCUGAAUCCAGGGCUGAUGAGGUAGCACCUGCAAAGAAGUCCAAGCCUGCCAUGCCACAAGAUUCAGUCCCAAGUCCAAGAUCCCUACAAGGAAAGAGUGCCAACCUCUUCAGCUGCCACACCAAGGCCAUUGUGUGGGGCAUGCAGACCCAGGCUGUACAAAGCAUGCUGGACUUUGACUACGUCUACUCCCGAGACAAGCCCUCUGUGGCCGCCCUGGUCUACCCUUUCACUUCUGCCAUGAAGAAGCACCCAGAGGUAGAUGUGCUAAUCAACUUUGCCUCCCUCCACUCUGCUUAUGACAGCACCAUGGAGACCAUGAAUUAUGCCCAGAUCUGGACCAUUGCCAUCAUAGCUGAAGGCAUCCCUGAGGCCCUCACAAGAAAGCUGAUCAAGAAAGCAGACCAGAAGGGCAUGACCAUCAUUGGACCUGCCACUGUUGGAGGCAUCAAGCUUGGGUGCUUUAAGAUUGGAACUACAGGUGGGAUGCUGGACAACAUAUUGGCCUCCAAACUGUACCACCCCGGCAGUGUGGCCUAAGUCUCACACUCUGGAGGCAUGUCCAACAAGCUCAACAACAUCAUCUCUCAGACCACGGAUGGCAUCUAUGAGGGUGUGGCCAUUGGCGGAAGGUACCCUGGCUCAACAUUCAUGGAUCAUGUGUUACAUUACCAGGACACUCCAGGAGUCAAAAUGAUUGUGGUUCUUGGGGAGAUAGGGGACAUUGAGGAAUAUAAGAUCUUCCAGGGCAUCAAGGAGGGCCGCACCACCAAGCCUGCUGUCUGCUGGUGCAUUGGGACCUGUGCCACCACGUUCUCCUCUGAGGUCCAGUUUGGCCAUGCUGGAGUUUGUGCCAACCGGGCUUCUGAAACUGUGGUAGCCAAGAACCAGGCUUUGAAGGAAGGAGGAGUGUUUGUAUCCCGGAGCUUCGAUGAGCUUGAAGAAAUCAUCCAGUCUGUGUAUGAAGAUCUUGUGGCCAAUGGAGUCAUUGUAGCUGCUCAGGAGGUGCCACCCCCAACAGUGCCCAUGGACUACUCCUGGGCCAGGGAGCUGGCUCUGAUCCGCAAACCUGCCUCGUUCAUGACCAGCAUCUGCGACGAGCGAGGACAGGAACUCAUCUAUGCUGGCAUGCCCAUCACCAAGGUCUUCAAGGAAGAGAUGGGCAUCAGUGGGGUCCGUGGCCUCCUCUGGUUCCAGAAAAGGCUGCCCAAGUACUCUUGCCAGUUUAUUGAGAUGUGUCUGAUGGUGACAGCUGAUCAUGGGCCAGCCCUCUCUGGGGCUCACAACACCAUCAUCUGUGCACAGGCUGAAAAGGACCUGGUCUCCAGCCUUACCUCGGGGCUGCUCACCAUUGGGAACCAGUGGGGUGCCUUGGAUGCAGCAGCCAAGAUGUUCAAUAAAGCCUUUGACAGUGGCAUUAUCCCCAUGGAGUUUGUGAACAAGAUGAAGAAGGAAGGAAAACUGAUCAUGGGCAUUGGUCACCGAGUGAAAUCUAUAAACAACCCAGACAUGCGAGUGCAAAUCCUCAAAGACUACUGUGUCAGACAGCACUUCCCUGACACCCUGCUGCUCGAUUAUGCUUUGGAAGCGGAGAAGAUUACCACCUCAAAGAAACCAAAUCUUAUCCUGAAUGUGGAUGGUUUAAUCAGAGUUGCAUUUGUAGACAUGCUUAGAAACUGUGGGUCCUUUACUCAGGAGGAAGCUGAUGAAUAUAUUGACAUUGGAGCCCUCAAUGGCAUCUUUGUGCUGGGAAGGCGUAUGGGCUUCAUUGGACACUAUCUUGAUCGGAAGAGGCUGAAGCAGGGGCUGUAUCGUCAUCCGUGGGAUGAUAUUUCAUAUAUUCUUCCGGAACACAUGAGCAUGUACCUGAGCUAG
Galeopterus variegatus (Sunda flying lemur) is the source of this 3258-nucleotide messenger RNA. RefSeq names its product ATP-citrate synthase-like. Gene Ontology annotation, cellular component: cytosol. Gene Ontology annotation, biological process: citrate metabolic process; fatty acid biosynthetic process; acetyl-CoA biosynthetic process. NCBI's taxonomy places the organism in Eukaryota, Metazoa, Chordata, Mammalia, Dermoptera, Cynocephalidae. The record is from RefSeq and is a predicted model, not a curated record. Gene Ontology annotation, molecular function: ATP citrate synthase activity.